Molecule: messenger RNA, 1389 nt
Organism: Clonostachys byssicola
Lineage: Eukaryota; Fungi; Ascomycota; Sordariomycetes; Hypocreales; Bionectriaceae
Source: the annotation of a GenBank genome assembly
AUGUCGUACGGAGGCGGCUACCCCGGUCAGGGCCACUACGGUUCUCAGGACCAUCACGGCUACAACGGCGGAGGAGGAGGAGGAGGUUAUGGCGGCGGCGGCGGAUAUGGAGGUGGUGGAGGAUACGGCGGCGGUAACUACCACGCUCCUCCUCCAGGUCCUCCUCCGGGCCAGGGAGGGUACGGAGGGUACCAGCAGCAGCAGCCAAAUUACGGUUACCAGCAAGGUCAAGGUGGUUAUCAGCAAGGCCAAGGUUAUGGCGGAUACGGCGGUGGUGGAUAUCAACAACACCAUCAACCACCACCUCAACAACAGUACAACCGCCCUCCCCCGCCAUCUCACCCUCCUCCUGCUGGCCUUGACGCCUAUGGGUAUCCUCUCGCAGCUCCCAAUCACCAAAACCGCCAGCAGUACCACCCCCCUCCGCCCUCUAACGUUCCCCAGCAGUUCGGACACGGUGCGCCUGAGGGCUACACCUUCCAGUACUCCAACUGUACCGGUAAGAGGAAGGCUUUGCUCAUCGGUAUCAACUACUUUGGCCAGAAGGGCGAGCUCAGAGGCUGCAUCAACGAUGUCCACAAUGUCUCUUCUUUCCUCAUGGAGAGGCACAACUACAAGAAGGAAGAUAUGGUUAUCCUGACCGACGACCAAGAAAACCCCAUCAUGCGGCCCACCAAGGCCAACAUCGAGCGCGCCAUGGGUUGGCUCGUAGGCGGCGCCGAGCCCAACGACUCAUUAUUCCUUCACUAUUCAGGACACGGAGGCCAAACCGAAGACUUGGACGGUGAUGAGGAUGACGGCUAUGAUGAAGUCAUAUAUCCUGUCGACCACUCUCAGAAUGGCCACAUCGUGGACGACGACAUCCACGCCAUGUGUGUCAAGCCCCUCAAGGCUGGUGUUCGAUUGACCGCCAUCUUUGAUUCCUGCCACUCUGCCACUGUCAUGGACCUGCCCUACGUCUACUCCACCAAGGGAAUUCUGAAGGAGCCCAACCUGGCCAAGGAAGCUGGCCAGGGUCUUCUCGGUGCCUUCACUUCCUACGCCUCAGGCGAUAUGGCAGGUGUAGCCAGCUCCGUCUUCGGAUUUGCCAAGACUGCCAUGAUGGGCAAUGAUGGCUACAACAAGACCAAAGACACCCGAACUUCGCCAGCUGAUGUUGUCAUGUGGUCUGGUAGCAAGGAUGAUCAGACAUCUGCCGAUGCCACCAUUGCCAACAAGGCUACUGGUGCCAUGUCCUAUGCAUUCAUCUCUGCUCUCAAGGCCAACCCCGACCAGACCUAUGUUGAGCUGCUGAACAACAUCCGAGAUAUUCUGAUGGAGAAGUACUCCCAGAAGCCCCAGCUCUCGUGCAGUCACCCGCUUGAUACCAACCUGAAGUUUGUCAUGUAA